GUUCGUCCUGUCCUUUUUAUAUCCAAUUGACCCGUUUGUUUUUCUCUGUAAAUUUAUCCUCGGGAUCAUAAAAAUGUCUUUCAUUUUGUGUAUUAGUUGAUUAUUACAGUACUUCAAUUUCUACAGCUCUUUCAGUAUUGUAAACCCGUAGCCAGGAUUCUCUACCAACUGCCUGGCUGCCACAUGUAGCACUGCUACUACAUCUGUAAUUCUGUAUGUAUGUAUGCUUAAUCCAAUUAAUAUUUUUAUUUAUAGUGUGUGUAUGUGUGUUGAAUAGUGGAUUCAAAAAAUGGUGUAUUUUUGUUCUGUGCCAUUUGCCUAAUUUUACUUCGGACUGUGGGAUGCAUUGUCAAAUUCAGGGUCCCUUUGCAUCUUCUGUCGCCCAAAGAUUUCACCUUUCAACAACUCCAAGAGAUUAUUCAAUAGCCCAUUCCCGCAUUUUCUUCCUUUUGUCAUUUUUCAUUUUCUUUUCUCAGAUCCCCAAUUCGGGGCAGUCUUCAAUUAUUUCUCUGGAUCAGCGAUUUGAAUACACACCAUGUACCAAAAUGCCUUAAAAACCCUAGAAAGAGUUCCAAUCUUUUUCGACCUUCUUCCUUAAUCCAUCCACUGAGGAGCCAAGAGAAGGAGAAAAGGAAAAAGAUCAAAGAUCGGAAACUCAGCAUGUGGAAGCAAUUUCUGGGUAAGCUCCCCCGUAAGUCCCUGAAAUCAGAUCAAGCUUCUUCGAGAAACCCUAAUUCGGGGCCGAACACAUCGUCCCAUGGCUCUGACCGGGCUAACCCCAACAGCCCGGCAGCAAAACGGGCUUCUGCCGCCGUCUUUCCCUCCUGCGCAAUUGCUGGGAUCGAGCCACUUCUGGCAUUCAAGGAUGUCCCGAGCGCGGAAAGGAUGAAUCUUUUCAUCAGUAAGCUAAGCCUCUGUUGUGUGGUGUUUGAUUUCAACGACCCGGCCAAGAACAUUCAAGAGAAGGAGCUCAAACAGACCACACUCCUCGAGCUUCUCGAUUUCGUUUCCCAAAGCCCACCCAAAUUCUCCGAGCCUGCAGUCCUAGCAUCUUGCAAGAUGUGCUCGGUCAACCUUUUCCGUGCUUUCCCGCCCAACCGAUCCACGAAGGGUAAUUCGGGCGAAAACGAGAAUGAGGAGGAGCCCACAUUUGACCCCGCAUGGGCCCACUUGCAGAUAGUGUAUGAUUUCUUGCUCAAGUUUGUGACCUCAUCUUCUUUGGAGACGAAAGUCGCGAAAAAGUACAUCAACCAUUCUUACAUUCUAAAAGUCAUUGAUUUGUUUGAUUCGUACGAUCCUAGGGAGAGAGACUGUCUGAAAGCAAUACUUCAUAGGAUAUAUGGGAAAUUCAUGGUUCAUAGGCCCUUCAUAAGAAAAAGUUUGAGCAACGUGUUUUAUAGGUUCGUGUUUGAGAACGAGAAGCACAAUGGUAUUGCCGAGCUGUUGGAGAUUUUUGGGAGUGUAAUAACGGGUUUUGCUCUGCCUCUCAAAGAGGAGCAUAAGAUAUUUCUAUUGAGGGCACUCGUUCCCCUGCACAAGCCAAAGUCAUUGGGGGUUUACUUUCAGCAGCUUUCGUAUUGUGUGGGCCAGUUUAUUGAGAAGGAUCCUAAGCUGUCGAGCAGUGUUAUCGAAGGGCUUUUGAAGUAUUGGCCGAUCACGAAUAGUCAGAAAGAAGUGAUGUUUUUAGGCGAGUUGGAGGAGAUUCUUGAAGUGAUUAACAUGGCUGAGUUCCAAAAAGUUAUGGUCCCAUUGUUUUGUCGGCUCGCACGCUGCAUAAAUAGCUACCAUUUUCAGGUGGCUGAAAGGGCAUUGUUUCUCUGGAACAACGACCAAGUCAUUAAUCUUGUCACACAAAACCGGCAAGUUUUAAUACCCAUAAUUUAUCCAGCUCUUGAAGCCAAUACCAAAAACCACUGGAAUCAGGCAGUCUUGAACUUGACCUUAAACGUGAGGAAGAUUUUUUCUGAAAUGGAUGAUGCCCUCGUCUCGGCUUGUGUUGCCAGCUACCAUGAGGAACAAGAAAGGAAAACCUCAGAAAUCGAGAAAAGGAAUGACAUUUGGGAACGUUUGGAAAAUGUCGCUGGUCAACAGCCGAUAGCUGGAAACACGGCCGUUUUAGUAUCCCACUGAGCAGUUUCGAAGUCCUUUCUUCUUUGUGCUUUCUUUUUUCUUUUUUUUUUUUUUUUUUUUUUU
Striga asiatica is the source of this 2193-nucleotide messenger RNA. NCBI's taxonomy places the organism in Eukaryota, Viridiplantae, Streptophyta, Magnoliopsida, Lamiales, Orobanchaceae. The record is from the annotation of a GenBank genome assembly.